Messenger RNA from Glycine soja, 942 nucleotides. Its product is annotated as 21 kDa protein-like. Lineage: Eukaryota; Viridiplantae; Streptophyta; Magnoliopsida; Fabales; Fabaceae. The record is from RefSeq and is a predicted model, not a curated record. Gene Ontology annotation, molecular function: enzyme inhibitor activity. The transcript has a single exon. Gene Ontology annotation, biological process: negative regulation of catalytic activity. Bases 47 to 688 code for a protein of 213 amino acids.
UUCACAUCACAAACCAAACUUGCCAUUCUUCACAAAACCACAAAGCAUGGCAUCAAAACUACUACUAAGCCUUUCUCUGCUACUCCUAACUCUCACCCUCCACACGUCUUGCACCACCGCACUUGCCAAACGAACCAACCCAAACCCAACAAUAACAACAACAACAGACUUCAUCAAGUCCUCAUGCAAGGCCACGCGCUACCCCGCCGCGUGCGUGCAAACCCUCUCGGGCCACGCCAGCGCGAUCCGCCAGAGCGAGCAGCAACUCGCCGUCACGGCUCUCUCCGUGAGCGUGUCCAAGACGCGCUCAUGCGCGUCGUUCGUGAAGAGAAUGGGCUCCGUGAAGGGAAUGAAGCCCAGAGAGUACAACGCACUGCGUGACUGCGUGGAGAACAUGAACGACAGCGUGGACCGUCUCAGCCAGUCGGUGAAGGAGCUCGGGCUCGUCAUGGGUAAGGGCAAGGGUAAGAAGGACUUUACGUGGCAUGUGAGUAAUGUUCAGACUUGGGUUAGCGCUGCCAUCACUGAUCAGGACACGUGUCUUGAUGGGUUUGAUGGGCCCCACGUGGACGCCAACUUGAGGGCUUCCGUUAGGCCCAGGGUUGUGGAUGCUUCUCAGGUCACUAGUAACGCUCUUGCACUGGUUAAUCGCUUUGCCUCCAAGUAUCGUUCUGCUUCGCAAACUUAAACUUCAUGAGUCUUAACUCGUCAUUAUGUGUGCUUAAUGGUUUAAUUUGUUCAAUUCUAUCUUCGUGGUUUAGUACCCCAAUAAGUCUGCAUGCGGUUUAAGCUGGUUCUAUGCUACUGUAUUAGACUGUGGCGCAUGUUGUGUAAGUGUAAAUGGGGAUUAUAAUUUAUUUGGUUUAAUUGUCUCGUGUUUAAUAAAUUUGUGAUUUGGAAGGCAUUUUGAAUAACCAGAAAAAUAAUUUUUAUUUUGAGUAA